AUGUCUACAACUAAUGGUUUUGUGAUGGUGUUGCUGAUGGCGCUCCUCUAUUGGACAAGUCUCCUUCCUGCUACAAAUAUCAUGGCAAAUUCAAAGUUUGGAUACGUGAGGCAGUUCGAAACGCACGAUGCUAUUUUACCCCAAUGUUACAUCGUGGUAAGAAUAGAUGGUAAAAAAUUUCAUGAAUUUUCAAAGUUUUACGAUUUUGGUAAGCCAAAUGACGAAAACGCUCUCAAAUUAAUGAAUGCAUGCGCGAAGAACCUUGUUCUUAAAUAUAAAACAGAUAUUAUAUUAGCGUUUGGAGAAAGUGAUGAAUAUUCGUUUAUAUUGAAGUCGGAUUCAGCACUAUUCAAUAGACGAAAGGAUAAACUAUCCACUUUAUUUGGUUCAUUUUUCACUUCUAAUUAUGUCGCGUUAUGGUCCAAAUUUUUCCCAGACAAACCACUCGACAUUAAGCAUCUGCCAUACUUCGAUUCAAGGUGUGUAGCGUAUCCCAAUUUACAAACGAUAAAGGAUUAUUUGUCUUGGAGGUAUGUUGAUACCCAUAUAAACAACCUUUUCAAUACGACAUUUUGGCAGUUGAUAAUAAAAUGUGGGUUAACACCACAAGAAGCCGAAAAGAAGCUGUGUGGAACGUUUAGUAAUGAUAAACAAGAAAUACUGUUUUCUGAAUGUGGUAUAAACUACAACAAUGAGCCCGAGAUGUUUAAAAAAGGCUCAUUGGUAACGAGAAAGGGAGAGGUCCUGCAUAUCAACGUCAUUGCGCAAAUAGACGAGUUGUUCGAAGGCUUUUAA
Molecule: messenger RNA, 795 nt
Organism: Saccharomyces eubayanus
Lineage: Eukaryota; Fungi; Ascomycota; Saccharomycetes; Saccharomycetales; Saccharomycetaceae
Gene: THG1
Product: tRNA guanylyltransferase
Exons: 1
Coding region: 1-795 (264 amino acids)
Biological process (GO): tRNA modification
Molecular function (GO): tRNA guanylyltransferase activity; magnesium ion binding
Source: RefSeq, a predicted model, not a curated record